AAGUAUAAAGUUAAAGUAUUGUGUCAAUUUGGCAUAAGUCAGUGUCAAACAAAAACCAAAAACAUUUAUGUGUUGCGAAAAAAAUAACAAUUUAAAAUGAUAAAAUGGAGAUAUUAUUAAGAUUUGUACCUACAAAUCCAUUAAGAUUAACAGCCUUUAGGAUAUUAUUAACUCAUGUAGCUUACUACACCAGACUAGCUGAAGUUGGUAAAUUAGAAGCACCAAAAACAUCGGGCAAAUACGAAACAGGACAAUUAAUUUUGCAUAAAGUAUUUGGCUAUAGGGGUGUUAUAUUAUUUCCAUGGUUAGCGAGGGUUUAUGAUCGGGAUGCCACUAAUAAAAAGGAAAGCACGGAGUCCUCGGGUACUACAGACAAUUCGCGAGAUACGCUUUCAAAUGUUGGCAAAGAAGUUAAAGGUAGAACUCACACCUUCUAUCAAGUUCUAAUAGACACCAGAGACGCACCAUACAUAAGAGCACAAACUGAGGCAGUUACCUUCUUAGGCAACCAAGAAUCUAGUCGCAGUCUGUAUGCUAUACCUGGUUUAGACUAUGUGGCCCAUGAUGACAUCAUUCCCUAUACAUCUGUAGAACGGGUGCCAUUGCAACACGAACUUUUUGAUAAAUUUCUUAUGCACAAUCCAGAUAAAGAUCCACCCUUCAUAGCGCAAGAGACGCUUCGAGCUUGGCAAAAGAAGAAUCAUCCAUGGUUGGAAUUGAGCGACGUCCACCGUGAGACUACAGAGGGCGUGCGCGUUACGGUUAUACCGUUUUAUAUGGGCAGUCGCGAAUCACAAAACUCAGCUGUCUAUUGGUGGAGGUACUGCAUACGCCUCGAAAACCUUGGUUCACAAGCUGUGCAACUCAGGGAAAGGCACUGGCGGAUUUUCUCCUUGAGCGGCACGCUGGAAACCGUGCGCGGGCGCGGCGUGGUGGGACAAGAACCGCUGCUGGCGCGGCAUUCGCCCGCCUUCCAGUACAGCAGUCACGUCAGUCUGCAGGCGCCCAGCGGCCACAUGUGGGGGACGUUCAGAAUGGAGCGGGAAGACGGAUACACGUUCGACUGCCGCAUCCCCCCCUUCUCGCUGGAGAGCAAGCCGGACGAGGGCGCGCCCGUGGCGCCCUCCGCCGCCGCGUGAGCGCCGCCGACAUCACAGGAAGCCCGAUUUCAAUUCAAAUAUGGAACAUGUGAUCUUUUAUCAUACUAUAGAGCUCAUGAGCUGAAGUCAUUAUUUUUAGUUUAUCGAUGGUAGAAGAUAUUUAUUAUGAUAGUAAAGCUCCUUAUCGUUGUUACAUCCCUAGGCUGUUUUCAAAAAAUCUUAGUUCUCUUAAUAAAUUUAGGUCUUAAAUAAAUUGCAGUAUUGUAACAGAA
This is a messenger RNA of Vanessa tameamea, 1372 nucleotides long. RefSeq names its product polymerase delta-interacting protein 2 (gene POLDIP2). The transcript is spliced from 6 exons. Gene Ontology annotation, cellular component: nucleus; mitochondrial nucleoid. NCBI's taxonomy places the organism in Eukaryota, Metazoa, Arthropoda, Insecta, Lepidoptera, Nymphalidae. Gene Ontology annotation, biological process: error-free translesion synthesis. Gene Ontology annotation, molecular function: DNA binding. Bases 105 to 1139 code for a protein of 344 amino acids. The record is from RefSeq and is a predicted model, not a curated record.